UUUUAAACUACCUUGACUUGAAGUGAGCAGACCGAAUCUCAGGCCAGAAACAUGUCAAGCACAGCAGAGACCACCAUCAGAGGGGUAUUGUUCGAUAUGGAUGGGACGUUGAUAGAGUCCACGCCAGCAGUAUUGGCUACAUGGGAGUACUUUGCACAAGAAUACAACCUUGAUCUUCACGAGGUUUUGAAGACAUCUCAUGGUGUAAGAACAAUAGAUAAUCUUCGGAAAUGGUGUGGUUUGACAGAUCAACAAGGAUUAGAAGAAGCCACCGAUUUCUUCGAAGGAAUGAUCGUCACUGAGGCCAAAAGGUUACAAUCGGAAGGAAAGACUGGAUUGGUUGUUUUACCAGGUGUCAACGAGUUUUUGUCUGUUUUACAGCAAAGUUCAAAUCCCCUAUAUGCCGUCGUUACCUCUGCUACGAACACAUACGCUUCUGCCGCAUUACCAACAGCCGGUAUACCUAUCCCUCCGACUUUCGUCACGGCCAACGAUGUGACCAAAGGGAAACCUCAUCCGGAACCUUAUCUCAAAGGUGCUGAAAUGUUAGGAUUGGAUCCGACUGAUUGCCUCGUAGUUGAAGACGCUCCUUCAGGAGUCAAGGCCGGCGUGGCGGCAGGUUGCAAAGUCCUCGGUCUGUGUACUUCGCACACACGAACACAGAUGGAACAUGCGGGAGCGAAUUGGGUGGUGCAAGAUCUAUCAAAGGUGAAGGCGACUCUGCAAGAUGGGAUCGUUCAUCUCGACAUCGAUCAGUCAUAGUGUAUUUUGAGAGUUUCCGAAGAGCCAAAGUUGCACAACGUUUUACUCAAAUACAUGGUCAUAGAUAAUGGACAAUGUCAGACAUAGCAUGGACGAUUUAUAUAUCUUGUUCAGUC
Molecule: messenger RNA, 878 nt
Organism: Tremella mesenterica DSM 1558
Lineage: Eukaryota; Fungi; Basidiomycota; Tremellomycetes; Tremellales; Tremellaceae
Exons: 7
Coding region: 52-762 (236 amino acids)
Molecular function (GO): sugar-phosphatase activity; beta-phosphoglucomutase activity
Source: RefSeq, a predicted model, not a curated record